GCGGUUACUAUGACAGCUGUUGUAAAACACCACUACGAAGCAUUGUAGCCUUCUUGCUAAUCUAGCAGGCUGUUACCAACCAGCUAUAUUUUACUUACACAUAUUUUAAGUGUGUAUAUAUAAUAGCAGAAACGACCAUCAUUUACUACCAUUUAAUGGUGUUCGUACCCAUGUCAAAGUAUAAGACGUCUGGAUACAAGGGUUCAACCGACUCUGGCAAAAGCGAGGAGCAGGAGGGAAUACGUUGUGUGCGUUACAGAUGUGGCCAACUCAGCACCAUAAAGGAUGUCCUGCGCCAGAGACCAGGCUGGGUUGAAGUCAGAGAUGAUGGGGAGUGGGAUUUCAACUGGUGUGAUGUUAGCUGGCUCAGGGAGAAUUUUGAUCAUUUGUAUAUGGAGGAACAUGUAAGGAUAAACCACUUUCGCAACCAUUAUGAGCUGACUCGCAAAAACCUCAUGGUGAAAAACCUGAAAAGAUACCGGAAAAACCUUGAAAGAGAUAUUGGCCGCAUGGAGGCAUCCAGAUGGGAUUUUUUCCCCUGCACAUUUGCACUGCCCAGCGAGUAUCAUCUCUUUGUAGAGGAGUUCAAAAGAAGCCCUGGCAGCACCUGGAUCAUGAAGCCGGCAGCAAAAUCUCAAGGCAAAGGCAUUUUCCUGUUCAGAAAACUCAAAGACAUCAUUGAUUGGAAGAAGGAUGGCACCCGUUCAGAGGAACAGAAGGAUGCAGCUCAAGUGGAAAGCUAUGUGGCACAACGUUAUAUAGAAAACCCUUACCUAAUUAAUGGCAGGAAAUUUGAUCUGAGGGUCUAUGUGCUGGUCACAUCAUAUGCUCCCUUGAAGGCCUGGCUGUAUCGAGAUGGCUUUGCUCGCUUCUCCAGCAGCCGCUUCUCCCUUAGCAGUAUUCAUGACAAAUAUAUGCAUCUCACCAAUGUAGCUGUUCAAAAAACAGCACCUGACUAUGAUCCCGUAAAGGGAUGUAAGUGGCAGAUACAGCAGCUUCGAAGAUAUCUGACUGCAAAACAUGGUAGAGAGAUGGUAGAAACCCUCUUUAAAGAGAUGGAUAACAUCUGUGUCUGCAGUCUACAGAGUGUACAAAAGGUCAUUAUAAACGACAAGCACUGCUUUGAGCUCUAUGGGUAUGACAUUCUACUGGAUCAGAACCUUAAACCGUGGUUAAUUGAGGUGAAUGCCUCUCCAUCACACACGCCCAGUAGUCAAGAGGAUUACGAAAUGAAGUACAGACUGCUGGAAGACACUUUGAAUGUCGUUGAUAUGGAGGGAAGACUGACUGGCAAGGAGAAAAGGGUGGGUGGCUAUGAUCUCAUGUGGAACGACGGACCUGUCUAUAGAGAGGAUGUCAACCUAGAAACAUUUGGCAGCUCAUGUUUCACUGCCAACACACACUUGGGGUGUGUGAAUGACAGAGACAAGCAGCUUCGAAGGCUACUAAAACCAUUUCCAGGCCAGAAGAGGAUGUAAUCACAGUAGUAUUUUAUGUAUGCACAGAACAGACAUAACAUUAUGACCAAAAUAUAUAAAAGGACUGAAAACUGUGUGAGGACAAGUUAGAGUUGAUUUUUAAACCAAUUCAACAGCCUCCCUACUCUACAGCCUCUGAAUGGUUCUCUUCAUAGAGACUAAUGUACAACAUUUCUCGUUUUCAACCAUUUUACACAAAAGGAUCAGACAAAUUUUAAUCUUUUGAAAAGAACAAAUGGCAUUUAAAAGUUUAAUGUACAGUAGGUCGACCUCCUCAUCAGUGAG
This is a messenger RNA of Monopterus albus (swamp eel), 1763 nucleotides long. RefSeq names its product tubulin tyrosine ligase-like family, member 9 (gene ttll9). The transcript has 14 exons. Gene Ontology annotation, molecular function: tubulin binding; tubulin-glutamic acid ligase activity. Bases 156 to 1478 code for a protein of 440 amino acids. Gene Ontology annotation, cellular component: ciliary basal body. Lineage: Eukaryota; Metazoa; Chordata; Actinopteri; Synbranchiformes; Synbranchidae. Gene Ontology annotation, biological process: protein polyglutamylation; microtubule cytoskeleton organization. The record is from RefSeq and is a predicted model, not a curated record.